AUGUCAACUGUUCUAAAGUAAGCAAGCAUUAUUAUUAAAAAAAAUGCUUUACUCAACAGAAGAUCCUACGAGUAUUUAAGGGAUAUCUUUCCUCCAUUAAUUUCAGCCAUAUUUAAUAUAGUAGCAAAAAACGCCAGCGCUUUGCAAUUCAUAGCUGCUUUAUAUCUACCAUUAUCCCUUUCUGGGUUUUUAAGAUCUUUUGUCUUCAAUUUUAUUAACGAAAAGUCUGAGAAAUACAAAGAAACUCAAAAAAUAAUGGGACUUAAAGAUAUUUCUUAUAACCUAGGUUGGUUGACAUUUAAUUUUGGCAAAGCUUUUCUCAUUGGAGUGAUUUAUUUAGUUCCAUGUUUAGCUGCUUAAUCAUUCUCUGAUAGCUCAUUAACAGUAGGAGAAAUUAUUUUGGCAUAUGCUUUAUUUAUUUGCGCAGCAUUAAGUUAAUGCUAUAUGUACACCACAUUCUUUUCUCAUCCAAAAUUACCAUCUGACUUAAUAACUCUGAUUCACUUGAUAGCUUCAGCUUUGCAAUAUGUUGCAGCCGUAGAUACUGUGCAAGAAAGUUAGAAUCUGUUAAACCUUUUAUCUCUAUUUCCAUAGACUUGUAUAAUUUUCAUCUUCCUAUCAGCUGGAUGGAACUCUAGUUAAUCAAGUCAUAGCUUUAGUUAUUCUAAAAUGGCAAAAAAUUAUAGCUAUAGUAAUGGAAUAAUGAUGCUAGUCAUAGAUACAAUUGUUUACUUCAUUUUGUAUUUAUACUUUGAUCAAGUUGUAAAAAAUGAAUAUGGAACUCAGAGGGAUGCUCUGUUCUUCAUAAAUUGGAUUUGGAAGAAAAAUCCUAAAAACAGCUCUUAAAUUUUUAGCUAAAACUAAAAAAAGAAUGAUGAAGAGAUGAAUGCUUCUUAAAAUGAGAUUGAUUUUUGCUCAGCAAAGUACAAAGAAGAGUUUUUGAAUGUUUAAAAUCUUUCUGUGAGUGUCAAAGUGAGAGAUUUAGUUAAAAAAUUUGGCGAUUUUACAGCUGUUGACCAUUUAUCGCUCACCUUAUACGAAAAGCAAAUUUUUUGCUUGUUAGGACACAAUGGAGCAGGAAAAACUACAACAAUAUCUUUAUUAACUGGGCUACUUUAAAAAAAUUAGGGUAAGAUAAUCAUGAAUGGCUUAGAUUUUGAUUAGAAUAAAGAUCAAAUUCGCUAAAAUAUUGGAUUAUGUUAGCAAAAGGAUGUUUUAUAUGAUAAUUUUACAAUAGAAGAACACCUUUAAUUCAUAGGAAGAAUCAAAGGAAAAGAUGGAGUUGAAUUAGAAAAUGAAAUAAAAUAUCUUAUUAAAAAAUGUUAACUUUCGAACGAAGUAGGAAAAACAGCUAAAAUUCUUAGUGGAGGAAAUAAAAGAAAGCUUUCAUUGGCAAUGGCACUUAUUGGAGGAUCAAAAAUUGUAUUUUUGGAUGAACCUUCAAGCGGUUUAGAUUUUAAUGCAAGAAAAGAAAUCAAACAAAUUCUACUUGAGUUAAAAAAAGAGUAAAGAACAAUCAUUUUGACUACUCACCAUUUGGAAGAGGCAGAAGAAUGCUCUGAUCGUAUUGCAAUUAUGGCUAAAGGAAAGCUUUUAACUCUUGGCACAAACGAGUUUAUCAAAAGAAAUUUCGGAGUAGGCUACCAUCUCACAAUAGCUAAAAAAUCUGAAAAUUAAAUAAACUCAUCUUAAAAAUCUUAAAUAGAUUUGAAAUAAAAUGAAGCACCAGAGAUUUCUAAAAAAGAAUAUCAAUUGUCAUCAGAAAAAUGCAAUUAAAUUAGAUAAAUCAUAAAUUAAAUCAUCCCAGAAGCAAAGUACAACCCUUAGAGUCAAGUUGGAAUAGUUAAAUUCACUCUCCCCUUUUCUUCUAAAUAGCAUUUUUCAAAUCUUUUUUCAACUUUAGAGAAAGAUAAUGAGCUCAAUCUCGAUCUAGAAGCAAAUACUCUUGAAGACGCUUUCAUUAACAUUGGUAUGGAUGAAAAUAAAUAUUUAAAUCCUUCUGAAAAUCAAACUUAGUUGGUUUAAGAAAAAUUCACAGAUUUCUCUAAUAUUGCUCUUCCUGAAUGCUUAAAAAAGGCUCCCAUUUUUGAUUUCUUAAACUAAACUUUUGGAUGUUUCUAAAGAAAGGUCUUUAUAACUAUGAGAUCAAUUUCUAUAGUUAUAAGCUUCUUUUUACCUCUUUUACUACAAUUAGUUGGAGUAUUUGUUGCUAAUUACGCUAUAACAGAGAGUACAGUUAAUAAUGAUAACACAAAUCCUGACCAAUAAAUAUCUGUUUAAUUCCUCUAAAUCAUCAUUUUCGGAAUUUUUGGCAUGAUCGCAUACAAUUUUGUUACAACCAGCUUUUGUGGAGUUCCUGUCAUGGAGAGAGAAUUAAAAUUAAGAUAUUCCCUUAAUGUUAUGGGAUGCAGAAGUUUACCCUACUGGUUGGGAACCUUCAUUUUUGAUUUUAUCUUUAUUUCAAUCAAUCUCUAUAUCUUCUUCAUAAUCUGUUUUAUAAUUGGAUUUAACGCAGUUACAGAUCAUUUUGGCGAAUUCUUUGGUUUAACCUAGCUUUUUAUCUUCGCAAUUAUUUGCUAAUCUUAUUUCCUUUCUUUCUUUUUUGAGAAAUCUUAAACAGCUUACAAGCUUGUUUUCUUUGUCAACUAUUUCCUCUUUUAUACAAUCCCAGCUCUUAUUGCUUCUCAGUCAAAAACCGCUUAGGGCUUCAUGGUACUUAUUUCUCCUUAUCUUUGCUAUAAUGUUGGAACUUAGUUAAUUUCUUCAGACACUCUACCUUUCAGCAAAGAAUAUAACGAUGCCAAUUACCCAUCUUGGUAAAAUCAAAUUUGGUAGUACGUUAUCAUCCUUCUAGGUUAAGGUAUUGUUUAUGCUUGGAUCGCAUUAAGAAUUGAACAAAGAACGGAAAAGUUUAAGGCUGAUCCUAAAAUCGAUUACAGUGAAUUUGAAAAUCAACCUACUCCUGCAGAAGUAGCUGCAGAAGAUCAUAGAGUCUCUAACAUGAAUUGUUAAGAUAAAAUAAAAGUAUCUCACCUCUAUAAGACUUAUAGGAUAGAUAAAAAGACACCUCCUUAUACUGCUAUUAAAAAUAACUCAUUUGGAGUCUAAAAUGGAGAAAUUUUAGGCUUAUUAGGACCUAAUGGAGCUGGUAAAUCAACAACCUUUAACAUUUUAACUUCUCUAAUCCCUAAGAGCUAAGGCAGUGUAAAACUCAAAAACAUUGAAGUCGAAAGCGGUUUAAUGGAGGUUUAUUAAGAUGUAGGAAUUUGCCCACAAUUCGAUAAUUUAUAUGAAAAUUUGACUGUAUUUGAACAUCUCCGCUUGUUUGGAAGAAUUAAAGGCUUAAAAGGAAACGAUCUGAAAGAAAGCAUAGAUUAUUUCUUGAAAGUAAUGCAAUUAGAAGAUUACAUAAAUAGAAAAGCUUCUUAAUUGAGUGGAGGUAAUAAAAGAAAACUAUGUGUUUCUAUGGCAUUGAUUGGAGGUCCAGACAUGUAAUUCUUUGAUGAACCAUCAUCAGGUGUCGAUCCAAUUGCAAGAAGAUUUUUAUGGAACACUCUCAGUCAAAGUCUAAAAUUAAGAAAUGGAGCUAUUGUUUUAACGACUCACAGCAUGGAUGAGGCUGAGUGCUUGUGCUCUAAAAUUGGUAUUCUUAUUAAUGGUAAGUUUAUCUGCUACGGUACUCCUUAAUUCCUGAAAGAAAAAUAUGGAGAAGGCUACAAAAUUACUUUUACAGCAUAAAAAACAGAAGUUGCCAAAUAAGAAGUACUAAAGCAAUUCCAAUAAGCCAAACUUCUAAAUGACCAGUCUGACAAUUAACAAAUUGCUCUUAUCUUACCUUACUAAAAUUUCUCUUUAAGCAAUACAUUUGAUUUCUUUGAAAAUAAUCUCUGCUUAAAGUAAGGCUUGAUAAGUGACUUUUAAAUCUCCUAAAGCUCACUUGCCUCAAUUUUCGUUUACUUCUCACAGUUCUAACAAAAUAAAUCAUAAUGA
Messenger RNA from Tetrahymena thermophila SB210, 3990 nucleotides. Its product is annotated as transporter family ABC domain protein. Lineage: Eukaryota; Ciliophora; Oligohymenophorea; Hymenostomatida; Tetrahymenidae. The transcript has 12 exons. The record is from RefSeq and is a predicted model, not a curated record. Gene Ontology annotation, biological process: transmembrane transport; lipid transport. Gene Ontology annotation, molecular function: ATP hydrolysis activity; ABC-type transporter activity; ATP binding. Gene Ontology annotation, cellular component: intracellular membrane-bounded organelle; membrane.